Aspergillus heteromorphus CBS 117.55 is the source of this 3342-nucleotide messenger RNA. RefSeq lists its product as uncharacterized. The coding region runs from base 1 to 3342 and encodes 1113 amino acids. Lineage: Eukaryota; Fungi; Ascomycota; Eurotiomycetes; Eurotiales; Aspergillaceae. Gene Ontology annotation, molecular function: catalytic activity. The record is from RefSeq and is a predicted model, not a curated record. The transcript is spliced from 3 exons. Gene Ontology annotation, biological process: nucleoside metabolic process.
AUGGGACCAGAAAUACCUAGAGUGAGCCAGUAUCGAAACCUCAUCCAGUCCUCUCCGCUCUAUGAUAAACUCCUUGCUAAUCUCCAGCGGGAGUUGGUUCUCGCACCAACAGCGCCAAAUCUCAUGGAGAAGAUAAGUCAGACCAUUCGUCAAACUUUGGUUCCACAGGUUAGCGAAUGGCCUUUGUCAUUUUCGGCCAACUUUUCAGUCAACUGGAAUCCAUUGCUUCCCCCUGGUCACCUGCCAUACCCCGAGCCUCCUGAUGUUGCCAUAGGAAAGGUAAUUACCAUAACGGGAUCAGCAAACGAAGCGCAGGCAAUAUCAUGUCUAGAAUAUCUUCGCCAAACCUGGCCCAUAACUGGGAUUAAAUUGUUGAAGCUGAUACAGAAACUCUUGGGAAAACGCGGCUCAGAUGCCGCAUUACCAGAAUGCUUACCGGACGGCACUCAGAUAAGUGUUGUUAAUCAGCGUUCUUUACUACUUAAUGCUACAGAUUUAUAUGUUGCCGUAAGAGGAACAGUGGCUUCAAUUUCAGAGAUUGGAGAAUGUCUAUCGUGGAUGGGCGCUGCUUUCUGGCAUUCUCACGCUCGCUCCGCAGGCCUGUCCUAUGUCCGACCAAAUAUCUUUUCUGCCGGUAAUGGGGUAUACAUAAUUGGCUAUGAAAUAUAUGAAGGAGAGCCUCGCCAGACAAUCAAUGGACAAUGCUGGCACAAACUAUUGCGCCAUCCACACAUUGUGAAUGGCUACCCCAUUCUUCGAAGGCCAGUUAAGAAGCCCACUUACGGUCUCGAGAUCCCUAUCGAAGUGAUGGCCAAACUGGCUGAAACAAAACGAGUCAAUUCAUUUGCAGGCAAUAUUUAUAUUAAGGGAUUCUCGACACUACUAGUUCCCACUGGCCGUGAGGAGAAUAUGAUUGUAUGGCACCUGAUCUCUACAGACGAUGGCAGGCGAGUUUCAUAUGUGGAAGGAAUGAAGCUCUCUCCCGUCAGAAUCCAUUUUUCAGAACUGAAGACGUCUCGCCAUGUGCUUGGAUGGUGUUCUGAAAUGAAAUUCUACGCAGGGGCGAAGGACAUCUCGUAUGAUAUCAAGAAUUCGCGACUUCCAAGAGCAUCUGGUCUCCUCUGUAAUGCCUCUGUCACUUUCGGUCAGCUUCUCAUUGGGGGGGCGCCCUUUUGGAUUGGCCAUAUAAAUCAUCCGCCUCAAACUUCUCGGCAUGAAUAUGUGGACAAACUCAAAUGGAUUUCGAAUAAGUUUAUCGUUCUUUGGGAUGACAAAAGGCAGUGUGGCUGGUUACUGAAUGGAACGAGUGCGCUACUACACCUUGUAUGUGCUUCACUUGAGCUUAACAGCCGGAAUGAGUUCUCCUCGGUGAUACUAUUGAACUUGUCGAUGAUACAUUCUAGGAGCACACACCAGACAUCUUCCGCGCUAGAGGUACUUCUGAUUCCUAAGAACCUGAAGUUAAAGGUAUACCCAGAGGGUGAUAGCUUUAUCAAGUUUCGGGGCUAUGUCCUCAAGAUCUACGAUGUUCUAGAGAAGAUGCUUGACCACCAGAUGGCUAUCGAUAGUGAUAUUACCAAUUCACCGAGAUCUCUGCUGGAGGGCUGGGACUUCAAUGACAUCUCUGCUGAGCGAGAUCCUAUAUGCCCUCGAGCAACAGUCUUGGAUCCCACUGGGCGGGCAUGGGUGGAUCUGACAAGAGCAGUCCAUGCUGUUACAUUAUUUGGUCAGGACUUUGGAGAAAUCAUCCGUCCGAUCAAUGCAUGCUCUGAGUGGAGCAAAAUGCCCCCUGGCCGCUCCUAUCUUGCCGUUUCAGAUGAUGAUCUUCAACUAAUCAUGUUGUCCAACUGCGGCAACCUGGACUCUUAUCCCCCAAGGUUGACCGAUAGCCUGAUUUGGUACAUACCAGAGAAGACCCCCGGCAAAUGCGUCUGCAACAAGGAGAGCAAGGAGUCAGAUUCAGACAUCGUUCAAGUUCUAUUACCAUCGUGCAUGGAGCCUCAGCUUCUAGUGCCUGGUCUUCAGUAUGAGCGGCAAAGAGGUGGCGCGUUUAUCUUUGGAUCCCACUCAACCCAUCAGUGGUUCUGGGAUGAUACUGGUAAUCCAUCUAGAACGCUUUGUGAACCAAUGCCAUGUCUCAAAGCAAAUGAAGUCAACAGUCCCGUGUUGGGUGACAGCAGUACUGGCAAGAGCAUGUCGCUGGAUUUAUGGGACGAUUCAACUACAUCGAACCUAGCCACCCAACCAUCGAGCCCCGAGCGAGAGCUCUCUCAUGAUCAAUCGCGAUCACAAGCACCGCCGUGUGUUAGCAUUGCCGACUACAAAGUGGCAAUCAUUUGCGCUCUUCAUCAGGAGCUUGCGGCACUCAUCAUGCUUUUUGACAGCAGCCAUGGCGAUAUGCUCGUCUCGGCCACUGAUCCUAAUUCGUACGUCUUUGGGAGGAUGUGCAAUCACAAUAUUGUGGCCACUUGUCUCCCCGACGGCGAGUAUGGGACAAAUUCGGCAGCGGAUGUUGCUGCAAACAUGAAGCGGAGUUUCACUUCGAUCAAGUUCUGCCUCUUGGUUGGCAUCGGCGGGGGGGUCCCAUCUGCCGCCAAGGAUAUCCGCCUCGGAGACAUCGUAGUGAGCAAGCCAACCAACUCGAAUGGAGGCAUCCUGACCUAUGAUAUGAGAAAGACUCUGGGGAAUGGCGCAUUCCAACUCAAUGGCUGCCUACAACCUCCUCCUCGAAAUCUCCGGUCAACUUUAAGUAUGAUGCAGUCGGUUCCAGGGAUGUCUGACCCUCUGCAGGAAUACCUGGGGCAGAUUGAGCUCAAGAACCCAGCAUACAAAUACCCCGGGGCUAAAAAUGACCGAUUAUUUACAGCAGACUACGUCCAUCCCACAGAAACAGAGACCUGUACCGCCUGUGACACCUCCGAAAUCGUCACCCGUCCUCCCAGAAACUCCAGCCAGCCACACAUUCAUUACGGCACCAUCGCGUCCGGAAACCAAGUGAUCAAGGACGCGGAGACGCGCGAUCAUUGGGGCACUAGGCACAGUGUCCUCUGCUUCGAAAUGGAAGCGGCGGGGAUAAUGAAUAUCUUGCCCUCACUCGUCAUCCGCGGUAUUGGUGACUACUGCGACUCGCAUAAGAACAAACAGUGGCAGAAAUACGCCGCUGCUGCUGCGGCUGCGUACUCGAAGGUGCUUCUUUCUCACGUGCGAACGGAGGCCCUAGACGACGAUAGGACAAGUCCUACUGCUGCGCCUGUCUUGGAGCGUGCUCGUGCUCCGCAACGAUUGAAUAGGUCCACCAUGACGCCUGCUGCGAAGCGUAGACGGAUAGGGGAGGAUAAAUAG